This is a messenger RNA of Scaptodrosophila lebanonensis, 2638 nucleotides long. It is a transcript of the gene Syn2, whose product is annotated as gamma-1-syntrophin. Gene Ontology annotation, molecular function: structural molecule activity; protein binding. The record is from RefSeq and is a predicted model, not a curated record. The transcript is spliced from 10 exons. Gene Ontology annotation, cellular component: intracellular anatomical structure; dystrophin-associated glycoprotein complex. Lineage: Eukaryota; Metazoa; Arthropoda; Insecta; Diptera; Drosophilidae. Bases 889 to 2436 code for a protein of 515 amino acids.
UAACAGUAAAACUUGAUUAUUGUGAGCAUAAAAAAACGGUUGUUAGUAUUAAAAAAAACAUAAGCAUACUUUUGAGCAUUUUAACUGUGCGACCGCAAGCACCAACAAGGAAAAUAUUCAGAACCUCAUCAUUUAAAAAUGUGACCCAAUUCGUGUAAAGGAUUCGCGACGCGCGCGUUUUGAGUUAAAUGUUCAUCACGCAGCGUUUACAUAAAUCGUGUUCACAACAACAACAAUAACUUUAACACUCAUUUAUGUAAAUUUACAUACACACUUGCCUAUGUAUACAUACUUACAUACAUAUCUGUAUAUCUGCUUAAAUAUAUAAAGUGUGGCUGGCAUGGGUGCGGUACUAAACACGAGCAUUAACAAAAAGUGUAAGUUCAAAUUUCUGCGCCUCAAUGAAGCACUGAAAUUUGAAUUGUUCAAUAUAAUUGCAAUAAGUGAGGUUGUUAUAGUUUUAUGUUGCAUUCUAGUGCUCUGACAAUUUUCAAACGGAAGCCUGAGCACGUCCAACCCCCACAUAUAACCAAAAAAUAAAAACCCGACCAGCAUUCGGUUGCUCCAAUUUUGACAGCACAGCUGAUUGCCGAAGCAUCUAAAGGAAAGGCGAGGAGACAGGCAAAACCACUGAGCGAGUUGGGAGCGCAAUGUGUUUGACGCCUAUCGCGCCAACAACAAAAGCACAAGGCUCGACACACAUGUUGGCCUUCUUGGAGUGAGUCCUCAGUCAUCGUUGCCACCGUAGUCACCCAGCCGGCUGGCGCCACUUUUGCCAAAAUUAACGUGCUCCGACAUACUCGCACACACACACGUAACUUCACCUGAGGGCCAGCCAAGUUUAUUGCUUCGUAUUCCGCAACUCGUGUGUUUUCUGUGUGUGAAAAUAUGAAGCUCUGUGACAAAAUGGCCACUCCUAUUGAAGAAAAACUCGACCAAAACUUGAAGGUGCGCACCGGCAUGGUGCAUGUCAGUGAUGGCAAAAGUCGCCCGGAACCACUUAGACUGAAUUUAACAAUGGAAUUGUUGACAUUGCAAAAACUAGAGAUUGUAACCCCGACCAGUGCACAACAUGGCAAUGUUCCGCCCAUGGAAUCUAAGGAGCGCAUGGUGCAGAUAACGCGUCAGAAGCAGGGUGGCCUGGGGCUAAGCAUUAAAGGCGGCGCCGAACAUAAAUUACCAAUAUUAAUCUCGCGCAUCUACAAGGAUCAGGCAGCGGACAUCACCGGCCAGUUGUUUGUGGGUGAUGCGAUAAUAAAAGUAAAUGGCGAAUAUAUCACCGCAUGUCCGCACGAUGAUGCGGUCAACAUUCUGCGCAACGCCGGCGACAUUGUUGUCCUGACUGUCAAACAUUAUCGCGCUGCGACGCCCUUCCUGCAGAAGCAACUAACAAAGGAUACGCCCGAAUCGGACAAUGAUGUCACCUGCGCUGAACUGAAGGCCGAUGAAGGUUACAAGUCCUCGGUCAAUAGCGGCACCAUCAGUCGCAGUUGCAGUCGUCCCAUGUCCAUUUGCUCAGAGCCAGAGAAAAAGUGGACAGACGUGGUGGCAGUGCCACUGAUGAUGGCCUAUGUGACGCGCUAUAUCUAUGGCACGGACAAAUUGCGUCCUAACGCGUUUGAGGUUCGCGGACUGAACGGCGUCACCACCGGCGUCAUACACUGUGAUGAACUGGCUAUAUUGAGCCAGUGGCUUAAACUGAUUACCGACAAUGUUGUGGGACUUACACAUCUGCAGAUGAAGCUCUACAAUCGCAAUUUUGCCGUCGGCGAACGCAUCGAGUACAUGGGGUGGGUAAAUGAGGGCGUCAUCAACAACAACAUAUCGUGGCAAAGCUAUAAGCCCAGAUUUCUACUGCUCAAGGGCACCGAAGUAAUGCUCUUUGAAUCUCCGCCGCUCAACGUGGCAGGCAUCAGCAAAGCCCUGGUGGUAUACAAAGUGUACCAGACUAUGUUUCGCAUUGUCAAGGAGUCCGAGACCGUCGACAGUCGGCAGCAUUGCUUUCUGCUGCAGAGCUCCGGGCAUGAGCCACGCUAUUUGAGCGUGGAAACGCGUCAGGAACUACUCCGCAUCGAGAACAGUUGGAACGCGGCCAUUGUGACCAGUGUCAUUAAAUUGGGCCGGAAAACUUUUGCCGUUUCACAUCAUGGAAAAAGUGGAGGCCUCACACUCGACUGGCAGGCGGGAUUUUCGCUCACAGAAGGCGCCGAUUCGGCCGUGGUCUGGCAAUAUAAAUUCUCGCAGCUACGCGGCUCCAGCGACGAUGGCAAAUCAAAGUUGAAACUCCACUUUCAGGAUCACGAGACGCGCGCUAUUGAAACAAAGGAGCUCGAAUGCCAAGUGCUACAAAGUUUGCUCUUUUGCAUGCAUGCGUUUUUGACCGCAAAAGUUGCUUCAGUCGAUCCGGCAUUUUUAAGUUCCAUACAGCAGACCUAAGUGGACAGACAGCAUAGGAAGCUAAAAAUCAAAAUGAUAUUUGUAACUGUAACCAUAGCUGUAACUGUACGCUUAACAAGUGGUAUUGUAUUGUACUGUAUUUCAAAAAUAUAAACUAAGCUACUCUUGACACAGUUCAGACCUAGCAAGUAUUGCAUUUGUACUAUAUUAAAUUAGUUAAUUUUUGUUACUCAGAUCAAAG